UUGACGUUUAAUGGUAACAAUGUAACAGUUCAACAGACAUGCACAUUAUAAGAGAACCAUGUAAGAGAAGUAUGUAAUAGCUCUGUAAGAGAGAUAUAUGAUUAAGUGUAAGAGAAGUAUGUGAUAGCACUGUAAGAGAUAUAUAUGAUAAAGUGUAACAGAUCUAUGUGAUGAAACUGUAAUUGAAAUAUAUGAUUAAGUGUAAGAGAUCUAUGUGAUGAAACUGUAAGAGAGAUAUAUGAUAAAGUGUAACAGAUCUAUGUGAUGAAACUGUAAUUGAAAUAUAUGAUUAAGUGUAAGAGAAGUAUGUAAUAGCUCUGUAAGAGAGAUAUAUGAUUAAGUGUAAGAGAAGUAUGUGAUAGCACUGUAAGAGAUAUAUAUGAUAAAGUGUAACAGAUCUAUGUGAUGAAACUGUAAUUGAAAUAUAUGAUUAAGUGUAAGAGAUCUAUGUGAUGAAACUGUAAGAGAGAUAUAUGAUAAAGUGUAACAGAUCUAUGUGAUGAAACUGUAAUUGAAAUAUAUGAUUAAGUGUAAGAAAAGUAUGUGAUAGCACUGUAAGAGAGAUAUAUGAUUAAGUGUUAGAGAAGUAUGUGAUAGCACUGUAAGAGAGAUAUAUGAUUAAGUGUAACAGAUCUAUGUGAUGAAACUGUAAUUGAAAUAUAUGAUUAAGUGUUAGAGAAGUAUGUGAUAGCACUGUAAGAGAGAUAUAUGAUUAAGUGUAACAGAUCUAUGUGAUGAAACUGUAAUUGAAAUAUAUGAUUAAGUGUUAGAGAAGUAUGUGAUAGCACUGUAAGAGAGAUAUAUGAUUAAGUGCUAGAGAAGUAUGUGAUAGCACUGUAAGAGAUAUAUUUGAUUAAGUGUUAGAGAAGUAUGUGAUAGCACUGUAAGAGAGAUAUAUGAUUAAGUGUAACAGAUCUAUGUGAUGAAACUGUAAUUGAGAUAUAUGAUUAAGUGUAAGAGAAGUAUGUGAUAGCACUGUAAGAGAGAUAUAUAAUUAAGUGUUAGAGAAGUAUGUGAUAGCACUGUAAGAGAGAUAUAUGAUUAAGUGUUAGAGAAUUAUGUGAUAGCACUGUAAGAGAGAUAUGUCUAUGAUUAAAUGUAAUGGAAGUAAUAAUAAUUUUCAAAAUUAUUUAUUGACCAUAAAAUGUAAGAGCCCUAAUGUCUGGUCUUUUGGAAUUGUUGAGAAAUGUAAACUGUUUGCUAUUCUUUGUAUAUUGUAGCAUAUCCUGUAGAUAUCAGCUGUACUUUCCAAAAAGAGAAAAGUAUAUUCCCCUUUGCAUAUAGAACACAUGCUCAUUGUGAUAGUAAGUGUAUGUGUUUUGCGUGGCUGGUAGUGCAGUGUGUGUGCCUGUGUAUGAAAUGACCAGUGGACCUUGAGUGUACAUGCUUGAGUGAACAGCAGUGUGUCAGGAACUGUGUGUAAAAGGAAGUCAGAGUAUAGAGAAAAAGUGGCUGGAGUAAAGAGCAUAAAGAUGGACGAAUAAAAACAUUGUGUUUAUUGAAGAUUGUGUUGUUUUAGUCUAUUACAUGGUGUCAAAUGGACCAACUCCACCCGCCACAACCGCUGGAAUUAAAUGGCAACGUAGCUGAAAAUUGGAAAAGGUUCAAACAAUCCUUUCAGAUAUAUUCGAUAGCAAGUGGACUGGAUACAAAAAGCAGAGAAGUACAGUCUAUGACAUUAUUGCAUGUGAUCGGCCAAGAAGCAGUGCAAGUCUAUAACACUUUCCAAUGGACGGACAAUGAAUGUAAUGAAUGUGAGAUUAGCAAGUCCUUCCAUACACUUCACUGCAUUCUUAAUAAGUUCGAGAAGUACUGUCUACCAAGAAAAAAUGUUACCAUUGAAAGACAUGUUUUUUUCCAGCGUUCUCAACAUGAAGGAGAGUCAUUUGACAACUUUGUCACUGACAUCAAACUCAAGGCAAAGACAUGUGAGUUUGAUUUGCUUAAAGAUUCCCUAAUAAAGGAUAGGAUAGUUGGUGGCAUAAGGAAUGAGAACACCCUAGCAAGACUUUUGAGAGAACCAGAUCUAGACCUUAACAAGGCAGAAAAUAUAUGUCGGGCAGCUGAGGCAACUGAAUGGCAGCUAAAACUCAUGAAUGAAGAAAGUGGGGUACACGUUGUGAAUUCAGCUACCAAUAGCUUUAAAAGAUCAAAAGGAAAUGUGAGUUGUAGCUAUUGUGGCAAGGAACACAGACCACGUCAGUGCCCAGCUUAUGGGGAAACCUGUCACAGAUGUCAUAAAAAAGGUCAUUUUUCGUCAGUGUGCAGAUCAAAGCCUGUAAGUAUAGUGAAGUCAGAAGGUCGAGAUGACUCCGUUGAGGAAACAUUUUUCAUCGGCAGUAUUGGCUCCCAUAGUCUAAGCAACGAAUGGAACUCACUCAUUACUGUUGAAAACAAACAAGUCACAUUCACGUUGGAUACUGGAGCACAAGUCAAUAUUCUCCCAUACAGAAUCUUCAAGCAAUUAAAAAGAAAGAAACUUCUCAAAUCAACAUCCAAACUUACUACUUACAGUGGAGAAAGAUUGAAGGUUGUUGGCAAAGCACACAUUAAAUGUACUGUUAAAAGUAAGACAGCCAUAAUAGAAUUUCAAAUUGUGGAGACACAUUCAAAGCCAAUUAUGGGUCUACCAGGCUGCCAACAAAUGAAUUUAAUCAGAAGAGUUGACUUUAUAGAGGACGAUACACUCUCAGGCUACGCAGAUGUAUUUACUGGCUUAGGCUGCAUGGAAGAGGAAUAUACUAUUAAGGUCAAUUCCAACAUUAAACCUGUUGUACACGCAGCAAGGAAAGUCCCAGCGGCACUACGUGAGGAAUUAAAAAAUGAAUUGAGAAGAAUGGAAGAUGAGGGUGUCAUUGAAAAAGUAGAUCAUCCCACUGCAUGGGUCAACUCACUUGUUAUUGUUGAAAAGAAAGGAGGCGGAUUAAGGAUAUGUCUAGACCCUAGAGACCUCAACAAAGCCAUUCAAAGAGAACACUAUCAAUUACCUACUAUAGAAGAAAUAGCUAGUCGACUAAGUGGAAGUCAAGUGUUCACGGUAUUAGAUGCCAACUCUGCCUUUUGGCAAAUUAAAUUAGACAAGAGCUGUACAGAUCUAACAACUUUUAACACACCUUUUGGUCGCUACAAGUUCCUUCGUCUACCAUUUGGGCUAAACUCUUCUGCAGAAGUAUUUGCAAAACGUUUCCACCAAGCUUUUGACGUUAUACAAGGGGUUGAGACAUACAUGGAUGAAAUACUGAUAGCAGGUAGAACAAUAGAAGAGCAUGAUGAUAGACUUAGGCAAGUUCUUGACAUAGCAAGAAGGAAAGGAAUCAAACUGAAGCCAUCUAAAUUUAGCCUAAGAGUACGACAAGUCAAGUUUGUAGGACAUAUCAUUACAGAUAGUGGUAUAAAGCCUGAUGACUCAAAGAUUGAAGCAAUACAAUCCAUGCCAUACCCUACAGAUCGCAAGGAACUAGAAAGAUUUUUGGGUAUGAUUAAUUAUCUUGGUAAAUUCUUACAGAACUUGUCAGAAAUAACUGCUCCAUUAAGAGAGUUACUUAAACUAGACAACAAGUGGAUAUGGUUGGAACAACAUCAGAAGGCUGUUGAUUAUUUAAAGAGUUUGAUCACAACCGCCCCAGUUUUAGCCUUUUAGGAUGUUUCACAGCCAGUCAAGUUGUCUGUGGAUGCUUCACAGGAGGGACUUGGAGCAGUAUUAAUGCAGAAUGAAAGGCCAGUGGCUUACGCCUCAAGAUCUCUUACAGACUGUGAAAAACGAUAUGCACAAAUAGAAAAAGAAAUGCUUGCAUUGUCUUCGGAGUUGAACAUUUCCAUUACUAUGUGUAUGGACGUCCAAUAAAGGUUGAAACAGAUCACAAACCUUUGAAAGCAAUUAUCAAAAAGCCUUUGGCAUCUACACCACCUAGGCUUCAGCGGAUGCUUCUUCGACUAAUGAAAUAUGAAAUACUGCUGGAAUACAAGCCAGGCAAAGAAAUGUCUAUUCCAGACACACUGUCAAGAGCAUCGCUACCAAUCAAACAUCCCUCAAGUGAUGACUGGGAUGCACAAGUUCAUCUGAUCAUCAAUAGUUUACCCAUGUCAGAUGAAUAUAUGAACAUUUUUCAGCAGGCCACUGCAGAUGAUGCUGUUUUAAGGCUGUUAAAGAAUAAUAUUAUGAUAGGCUGGCCAAACAAGAGAGCUGAAAUUCCACAAGAAAUUCGAGCAUAUUCAGGAUUUAAAGAAGAACUUCGUGAAAGCAAUGGUUUACUUUUUAAAGGAGAAAGAUUAAUAGUACCAAAAGUAUUGCAAAAAGAAAUGCUUCAAAGACUGCACCAAGGUCAUCUUGGGCGAGAUAGAUGUCUUGUUACAGCUAAGGAGGUGUUCUUCUGGCCUGGAAUGUCUAAGCAGAUUAUAGACAUGGUAUCAACAUGUGCAGUGUGUAACAAACACCAGAAGUCCCAGCAAAAGGAGCCAUUGUUACCACAUGAUACUCCUGUACUUCCUUGGGAAAAAAUUGGAGCUGAUAAUUUUAAGUAUCUCGGUAAAAACUAUUUGCUACUUGUAGAUUACUAUAGUAAUUUUUUUUGAGAUAAAUCUUAUCCCAACACUAAAGGCUUCAGAUGUGAUCAUACAUAUGAAAUCACAAUUUGCUCGACAUGGUAUUCCAAGGGAAGUAAUUAGUGACAAUGGACCCUCAUUUGCUUGUCAAGAAUUUCUGAAAUUUUCUAAAAGCUGGGGAUUUAAGCACAUUACGUCUAGCCCCAGAUUUCCACAAUCUAAUGGUAUGGCAGAGCGGGCCAUACAAACAGUGAAACAGCUUCUAAAUAAAGCUAGAACGUCGGGUCAAGACCCAUAUAUGGCCCUCUUGCAAUUUCGAAAUGCUCCAUGCCCUGAUGGACCUUCACCUGCACGGCUGCUCAUGGGCCGCCGUCUGAGGACGAAUCUUCCGACAACGGAGGCCUAUCUCAGACCUCAAAUCCCAGACAAAAAAGAAAAUGCUUGGAAAACAAGAAAAAGUAAUCAAGCAAAAUAUUACAACAAAACAGCGAGGCGCACCGAGCGACCACACAUUCAGCCUGGGAGCAAAGUGUGGAUGCAAAAGAAGCCUGGCGAUUUAUGGGAACCAGCAGUGGUCAUCUCAGAAGCAGAGACCCCGAGAUCAUACUGGGUAAAAACACUGAAUGGGAUAACUUACCGAAGAAAUAGAAGGAUGUUAAGAGACACAUGUACAAAAUCAAGGGUCAUGCCUGAUAUUUUUUAAAUGGACACCCCAGAGACAGUCAUUAAUGGUCAAACCACACAGCCAGAGAACGUGAGCGAUACAAAUGUGCAACAGGAACAGACUAACACUACCAAUCUGCCGCCUGUAAUAACUCGAUAUGUUAGCCAAGUUCGGCCACCAGUACGUUACCCUGACGCAGAUAAUUAGAUACAUGUAUAUCUUUUUAUUAUUAUGCAAUUUGUAUAUAAUUAAUGUCUAUUUGUAAACCUAGACUGUUGUUGUUUUUUUUUUACUACACAUUUUAUAAUUUAUAUUGUUAUUAUUGAUAAUACUAACAAUUGAACAUUCUGUUGUGUUAAACAUGUAUUCAGUUUACUCAUUUGUUUAUAGUGAGACAGAAAUCAUUUGUAUAGUCAAUUGAUAUCUCAAAGCUUUUAAGGAGGGAGAUGUGAUAGUAAGUGUAUGUGUUUUGCGUGGCUGGUAGUGCAUUGUGUGUGCCUGUGUAUGAAAUGACCAGUGGACCUUGAGUGUACAUGCUUGAGUGAAUAGCAGUGUGUCAGGAACUGUGUGUAAAAGGAAGUCAGAGUAUAGAGAACAAGUGGCUGGAGUAAAGAGCAUAAAGAUGGACGAAUAAAAACAUUGUGUUUAUUGAAGCUCGUGUUGUUUUAGUCUAUUACACAUGGAUUAUCUUUUUUUUUAACCUAAAACAAUUAAACUCCAAAAUAAAAAAUAUUUAAACUUAAAUAUUUUUAUUUUUAAACUUAGGCAAAGUUAUCACAGGCUAUCAAUACAAUGGGACUUAUCAUGAAUAGGCAAAGGGAAUCCCCAAUGGCCACAAGUCAACAGGAAAUGAUGAGAUGUUCACUUACUGAUGAUAGUUUCUGAUGCAGGUCAACAGGCAAUGAUGAGAUGUGCAAUUAUUACAUCAUGUUCUACACAAAUAGUUCUGUAGCUGACUCAUCAGAAGAUUGUAAAUUCAAUGAACUUACACCACUGACAGGAGAUAACUUUCCCAAAGAUGUUAGUGUUCCACUUCCACCCAAUCCAGCUCUUGAAGAAGCAGCCAUAGGAUCUCACAACCAUCCAGGAGUAAAUCCCCCAGAACAAAACAAUGGAACUGUCCACUAAUGUGUAAAAAUGGUCAGUCCUCAAUAAUGUUUGCCUGGGCUAAGAAUGCUCCUCCAACUGUCAUGCCCAAAGGAAAAUGUCAUGAAGUUGUGAUGCUUCUUGAUGCUCUUGAAGAUGGACAGUGAGAUGGUACUUGGCAUCGUAAACAACAUUAUUGUGAUGUGAUGAACUUUUAUCUUGUACAACGUGUACAGCUUGAACCUUGUACAAAAUUGACUAAAAUUUUACACAACACAUCAGAACAGAUCCGGGCGAUUGAAAUCUACCAUUUUGUAGGUCAGAAUAGGCCUAUCCCAGUACAGCAGAUGUUUAGUAGACUCGAGAACCUCUUGCGGAGAGUAUUUAUUAUUAUUAUUAUUAUUAUUAUUAAUAGAGAUAACCAAAACAAAUGAAAACUGCUUAUCCUUAUUAUUCAAAACCAAUAUCUCAAAGCUCAAAAUACCUUGGAAUUAUAAUAUUAUAUUCAUAUUAUGGAAUUAAUUUAGAAAUCAAACAAAUCAUUAGAGCUUAAAAAUUAUUAAAAGAAAUUUUUAGAAAUCCAAUAGGAACAUACAACUGAAAUUCUAUUUAAUCUUAGCAUUAUAAGUUUAUCAGGUCUAAAAUAGAGCUGUUUAGUUUCAAACAAAUGAAUGUUUACAAUUACUGGAGUAAUACAGAGAGUAAAGUUACUUGGAGACAAUUCAGAAGUAAAGUAACAAACAAUAUUACACAAGAAAAAUACGUAAAAAUACUUUAAAAAAAAAAAACAAGCUUAUAUUAAGUGUAAUUGUAUCAAUUAGUUUGGAUCGGUCAUGUAAUUAAAUUUGUAAUAGAUCUAGACUAACAAUAAGUCUGUGCGAUUAGAAAUAUUUCUACCUAUUCUUUUUGUUUAGCGCAAUUUCCUGCCCUUAGCUCUCUCUUAUGGCAGCCUCUUUGUGGAAUAGUGUGGUGGCUUGUUUGAACUCAAUGGGGACCAUGUUCACCUGUUGCUUGCAAAUACACUUUCCACAAAAUAAAUGUUUCCGAGCCGCCUCGUUGAUACCAUGGGAGCUGGAAUCUUCAGAAGUCUUUCAACAGCUUGUUUUAUAUUUUUAAACGCUUUUAGCAUUUGAAGGCUCUUAGCAUAAUUAACAUUUUGCUUUUUAAAGUUCUAUCUUCAAAUUGUUCUAAAUCUAGUUAAUUUAAUCAAGGAUUUUUUUCUAUUUCUCUUAUUAUAUACUCUUCAAUGCUUACUUACAACCUUCACUUCUAGGCCCCAGUAUAUUCAUCAUCAUCAUCACUCCUUUGAGUUCCUCAUGGAACAUAGGGCCUCGACAAAAACACGCCACUCUCCACGGUCUCUUGCUAGCUUUUUGAUGGUGUCCCAGCUCUUCCCGGUCUUCUCUGCUUCUUCAAGUACAUUGCGUCGCCAUGUUCUUUUUGGUCUUCCUCUGCGUCUUGUUCCCUGGGGGUUCCACUCUAAGGCCUGCCUAGCUCUGUUGCUGGUAUCUUUUCUAAGGGUGUGACCAAUCCAUCUCCACUUUCUCUCUAAGAUCUGCACUUCUAUAUUUUUUUGUCCACUCAUCUCCCACAGUUUGGUGUUUUCUACUUUGUCAUACGAGUGUAUUUUUAGGAUAUUUCUCAGGCAUCUGUUGAUGAAGGUCUGUAUUUUUUUUGUUGUGGCUUCAGUUGUUCUCCAUGUUUCAGAACCAUACAGUAGGACAGCCUUGACAUUAGAGUUAAAGAUUCUUAAUUUAGUCUUGUUUGAGAUGUAAGGAGAUUUCCAGGUUGGUUUUAGCUGUGUAAAUGUCUGACGUGCUAGAUUUAUACGGCGUUUAAUGUCUUCAUCUGUUCCACCUGAUAUACUGACUACACUCCCAAGGUAUAUAAAAUUUUCUACUUGGUCUAUUGUCUGAGAAUCCAAUACUAUGUCUCCGAUUUGUUUAUUGUUUACUUUAAGUACUUUAGUUUUUUGAUGGUUUAUUUUGAGGCCUACUCUUUUUCCUACUUCGCUUAAAGCUGUGACCUUUUCUUGCAUAUCCUGUAGUCUGUGUGAUAAUAGGGCUAUAUCGUCAGCGAAUUCCAGAUCUUCCAGCUUUUGUGUGAGAGUCCAUUGGAUUCCUCCCUGUUUGACUCCUGUUGUGACUGGAAAUUCCUCUGACAGCUUGCCACAGUGGGUUACUUGGCAGGUGAAACCAUCAUAAAGGCUCUUGAUUAUGGUUAUUAUUUUAUUGGGGAUCCCAUAAUGUCUCAUUACAGUCCAAAUAGAUUCUCUGUCGACACUAUCAAAAGCUUUUUCAAAGUCGACAAAAG
Messenger RNA from Biomphalaria glabrata, 8605 nucleotides. RefSeq lists its product as uncharacterized. The record is from RefSeq and is a predicted model, not a curated record. The transcript is spliced from 5 exons. Gene Ontology annotation, molecular function: aspartic-type endopeptidase activity; zinc ion binding; nucleic acid binding. NCBI's taxonomy places the organism in Eukaryota, Metazoa, Mollusca, Gastropoda, Planorbidae. Bases 1538 to 3640 code for a protein of 700 amino acids. Gene Ontology annotation, biological process: proteolysis.